Hyposmocoma kahamanoa is the source of this 1543-nucleotide messenger RNA. RefSeq names its product ankyrin repeat domain-containing protein 65-like. The coding region runs from base 1 to 855 and encodes 284 amino acids. The record is from RefSeq and is a predicted model, not a curated record. Gene Ontology annotation, molecular function: protein binding. The transcript is spliced from 9 exons. Gene Ontology annotation, cellular component: nucleus; cytoplasm. NCBI's taxonomy places the organism in Eukaryota, Metazoa, Arthropoda, Insecta, Lepidoptera, Cosmopterigidae.
AUGAAGAAACAAAACGAUCUCCUGCAAUGUGCGUGCGCUCGCGGUGCUGUAGAAGUUGCAGACUACGCUAUCACACUGGGAGCUAAAGUGCAAGGGUGCGACGCAGCUGGUGACGGGCCGUUAGCCCUAGCUGCCAGAGCUGGCCACACAGCUGUAACUGAUCUGUUGUUGGACAAAGGCGCUUACAUCGACGCUGUUAAUAAGGUUGGCAGAACAGCUCUACACGUAGCCUGUGAAGGUGGGCACUGUGUUACUGCUACACUCCUGAUAUCGCGUGGGGCCAGUAAAGAAGCAAGAGACAACUCUGGAAGAACCCCUCUACAUUUAGCUGCAGUUCACAGACAUACGGAAUUGGUGAGGCUGUUGUUGGAGAACGAAUGUCAAGUAGAUGCGGCAGAUAACAAUGGUGUAACGGCUUUGCAAAUGGCCUGCGCGCAGGGCUGCAGAGGGAUCGUUGAGCAUCUAUUGGCGUUCGGAGCCAACGUGCAUUUGCAAAAUAAUGUCGGAUCGACGGCUCUGCACGCGGCUUGUGCAGCAGACGCGAAUGACAUCGUCGAAUUACUGAUGGCCCAUGGAGCAGAUCCCUCACUUACCGAUCAGUGGUCCCAGUCUCCCAUGAGUGUGGCAGGUGGAGCUGCUGAGGGUCCUCCUGAAGGCUUCAGACGGGCUGCCAGGGGGUCUUUUUCCGCCAUCUUGGAUCUGAUCACUGCAACGGCUAACUUGGAUUUCCAUCAGGAUCAUUCCGAUGGAUCAACGACUCCCCGCACAGACGACAAAUCUGGUGGACACUCACCGGCCGCCACUGAAGGCUUGGGAACGACAGCGAAAGGUGAUGGUCAGCCACUACCCUUUUAGAUCGUCUCUCCCAACGAGGAUUUGCAGCAGACACUCGCCUUGCUCUGCCUCCUACAGGUUGCGCUCGGUACAGAGAACUUUGCUACCGUGCAGCGCAUGCCCAUCUCCCAGAAGACACAGCGCCGCGUCCUUGCGACUGCGCAAAUUGCUCCGCUCGACGCAACUCUACGACCGAUCCAUGAAAUUUGUCGCCAGUUCGUCCCACCUACGUCAUGACCCGACCCAUCCCUGCCGUACCCUGUUUGUGGGCGCGACGAACUAACGAUAACAAUCAUUAAAAUGCUUGGAUAGGAUUCUUCCCGAUGCAGAUUUUAUUGUUGUAAUAAGAAAACACCCAUGUUCUUUUAGUAACAAUUUGUUAAAAGUGUAACGUGAAAUGUAGUAGAUAUUCAAAACGAAUCAAUUGUUCCAUGUCGGUAAUAGGUCUCUUAGAACCUCAUGACAAAUGGGGCAAGUUUGAAAUUGAUAUUAGCAAGAUUGGCUUUACUAUAAUAGAAAUACAUACUAUGCUAUAAUUUAAUAGUAGGUCAAUAGGUUACCCAGGGCUCCGAAAUACAAUGAAAAUUGUUGGGUACUCUUUACAAAUUUCGAUAAUAUCGCACUGCUAUUACAAGUGUUGUAACUCAAAAUAUAUGAAAUUCGAAAUUAUACUAUUUCUGAACGUAAAAUUUUAUUCUCUACACGUCGA